Messenger RNA from Hyalella azteca, 1548 nucleotides. RefSeq names its product heterogeneous nuclear ribonucleoprotein 87F. Gene Ontology annotation, molecular function: RNA binding. Bases 125 to 1159 code for a protein of 344 amino acids. Lineage: Eukaryota; Metazoa; Arthropoda; Malacostraca; Amphipoda; Hyalellidae. The transcript has 7 exons. The record is from RefSeq and is a predicted model, not a curated record.
UUGACGAACACUGUUUGGCAACACCUCUUCCCGCGUCCCUUAUCGUGAGCUUGUAGUGGAUCUGAGCUUGUUGGAAUAUAUAUCGGGAAAUAAUUGUUGGAAUUUGGUAUAUACUACUGCAAGCAUGGUGAAAGAUCAAGAGCCCGAGCACUUGUGCAAACUUUUCAUUGGUGGGCUCGACUACCGCACCACAGAUGAUUCGCUCAAGGCUCACUUUGAGCAAUAUGGCGAGAUUGUUGACGUCAUCGUCAUGAAGGACCCCCAGACCAAGCGCUCACGCGGCUUUGGAUUUGUGGCUUUCUCCCAGUCUUAUAUGGUUGAUGAAGCCCAGAAGAACAGACCUCAUGUAAUUGAUGGACGCACGGUUGAUACUAAGCGUGCUAUUCCCAGGGACGAGAUUUCCCGAGGAGAUGGCAGUCAAGUGAAGAAACUCUUUGUUGGAGGCAUCAAGGAUGCAACUGAAGACGACCUACGAGAUGUGUUCUGUCAAUUCGGAGAAGUGAUGAGUGUAAGCAUCCCCACUGAGAGGGAGACUGGUAAGAAGAGAGGCUUUGCAUUCAUCGAAUUCUCUGAUUCUGAUGCUGCCGACAAAGCUGCUCUUCAGAAGGAGAUCAUGAUCGGUGACGCGUGCGUUGACGUCAAGAAGGCCCGUGACAAGAACGACAUGUCUCGCCGUGGCGGUCGUGGUGGUGGAGGUGGCGGUGGAUGGGGUGGCGGACGCGAUAGCUACGGCCAAGGAUCUGGAGGUUGGGGAGGCAGCUCAGGAGGAUGGGGCGGCCAGGGUGGUUACGGUGGAUCGGGAGGUUAUGGAGGACAAGGAAGUUAUGGUGGCUACGGUGGUGGCCAGAGUGGCUACGGUGGAAGCAGCUAUGGCCAGCAGAGCGGUCAAAGCUGGGGAGGACAAGGGGGCGGAUCCUCAAGCUGGGGAGGCUAUGGGGACAGCAGCGGAGGCAGCUGGGGUGGCCAGCAGACUGAUUUCGGCAACAACUACGGCCAGUCAUAUGCCGGGGGCCCCACCAGAGGACAGGGUAGCUACCAGAGCUCCCGACCUGCUCCUUACAGCAGUGGCAGUCAGGGAAGCUACGGCGUCUCGAGUGGCGGCUCCGGUGGCGGCGGUGGCUACGGCAGUGGAUACGGCGCUGGUAGCAAGCGGUAUUAAAAGUAUUCCGCUUCCACCACGUCUCAAACUCCAUCAAGAUCCCUCUAUAGUUUUAGGUCCUAGGGCGUUAUAGGAAGGCGAGUGUUGAGGCAGGCUUGACAGGCUCUAUGCUAGGCUCAGACAGGCCAGGCACAGCUCUAGGCUCGCAGUGUAGGAGCCAACUCCCUAGAACAGCUCCAACUCGAGGAUACAUUCCAAACCGAGCGACUAGACGCUCGCUCAAGUCCAACUCUACUGCUACUUCAACUCCCGCCUUCAGGAUGUGGCACUCUAAUUCAACAUUUUUUUGACUGCAUCUCAUAUGUACAAUAUCUACAUAAUGUCAAAUGAUGCGUUCUUAUUUAACUAAAUUCUAAUGAUCCGAUGUUCUUCAUUAAAUAGCGACUAAG